UGUGACGGGAGUUGUUGCCGGCUCUGUCACUGAGGCCGACAUGAAACUGCUGCAACUGGGCUGCUCGGUCCCGGCUGCUCGGUCCCGGCUGAUACAGGCCUCUACUCGUCUUGUCUGUAGUCAGCUGAGGGUUUUCAGUACACUGCCAGAUGAAAAGAAGCAACUCCUAGAAGAGGGGCCUGACCUGCGGGAGUUUAUAUCCGGUGAAUUGAGAGACAAGCAAUCAUGGGAAGAGUAUAAGGGGAACCUGAAGCGUCAAAAAGGAGAAAGACUAAGAUUACCUCCAUGGUUGAAGACAGAGAUUCCUCUUGGAAAAAAUUAUAAUAAAUUGAAGAAUACUCUUCGGAAUUUGAAUCUGCACACUGUAUGUGAAGAGGCAAGAUGCCCAAAUAUUGGAGAAUGCUGGGGAGGAGGUGAAAAAGGCACUGCUACAGCCACCAUUAUGUUAAUGGGUGACACCUGCACAAGAGGCUGCAGGUUCUGUUCAGUAAAAACCAGCCGAAAACCCCCACCAUUAGAUCCCGAUGAACCAUUCAACACGGCAAAUGCAAUAGCAGAGUGGAAUCUUGACUAUGUUGUAUUGACCUCUGUGGACAGAGAUGAUCUUCCAGAUGGUGGAGCAAAACACUUAGCAGCAACGGUAUCACACUUAAAAGGAAGACAUUCUAAAAUUAUAGUGGAAUGCCUGACCCCUGACUUCAGAGGUGACCUAAAAGCUGUUGAAACAGUCGCAGCCUCUGGACUUGACGUAUACGCACACAAUGUGGAGACUGUCCGGGAACUGCAGAGGACUGUUCGGGACCCUCGGGCAAAGUUUGAUCAAUCGCUGAGUGUAUUAAAACAUGCAAAACAGGUGAAACCUAGUCUUCUUUCAAAAACAUCCAUAAUGUUGGGACUAGGCGAGACUGACGAACAGGUGUAUGCAACUCUGAAAGAACUACAAGAAGCUGGUGUGGAUUGUGUAACGUUGGGACAGUACAUGCAACCAACAAAGCGACAUCUAAAGGUGAAUGAGUACAUAACUCCAGAGAAGUUUAAAUACUGGGAAAAUGUGGGGAAUGAGCUUGGAUUCCUGUACACAGCAAGUGGACCCCUGGUGCGGUCUUCGUACAAAGCAGGUGAAUAUUUCUUGAAGAAGAUACUUAGUGAAAGAACGCCUGAGAUGACUUAGGUGAUUCUGAAAACAGUCGAAUCUAUCACAUUGUACACCAAGAUGUGUUUUUUUGUAUUUUGCUUCCAAGUAUUGCACCUAAUUUUAUUUUGUUAAUUUGUUUAUGGGCUAUGGGAAAGUUUGCUUUUAUGAUCCAUCCAUAAUUGCUCUGGGAAGGUGGCGAUGGAUGGUAUUGAACCACUGUAAUCCUUGUGGUGAUGGUGUUAGGUCGGGAAUGUAGACAUCCAUUAUCAACCAUUUAUUGCUGUACAGCCUCUCCCAGGGGUGACUUUAUCUUUUAAUUAAAAAUCAGUUUAAAUUUUGACUGGAAUUUGGAAGAUGCAUUCCACAAAUAUUCAGUGGAAUUCCAAUACAUUGCAUUUUUUGAGCGAAUUAUACUGUGGAAACAAACCAGCUGAUUUGGUGACUAAAUACAAUGGUUGUUUGUACAGUUGGAUCAUUGUGCAGGAGUUUGUCUUGUUUAAUCAUUUGCUGAGUUCAUCACUAUUUAUUUGUGAAAUAAAUGGUUACAGUGCAGGAGAAGGCCUUAUGGCCUGUUGUGUCUGUGCGGCUGUCCGUAAAAGCAAUUCAAUUCGUCCCACUCUUUUGCCUUUUCCCCCAUAACCCUGUAAUUGUUUCCUCUUCAGGUGCUUAUACAAUUCCCUUUUGAAAGCCAUGAUUGAAUCCACGUCCACCACACUGUCAGGCAGUGCAUUCCAGAUACUAAACACACUCUGCACAAAUAAGUUUUUCCUUAUGUCGCAUCUAGUUCUCUAGGCAAUUACCUUAACUUAGUGUCCUCUGAUUCUCAACCCUCCACCAAUGGAAACAGUUUCUCCCUAUCUACUCUGUCCAGACCCCUCAUGAUUUUGAACACCUCAAUCAAAUCUCCUCUCAACCUUCCCUUCUCUAAGGAGUACAGUCCCAGAUCCACAUAACUGAAGUUUCUCAUCCCUGGAGCCAAUUUUAUAAAUCUUUUCUGCACUUUCUCCAAUGUCUUCUCAUCCUUCCUAAAUUGUGGUGCCUAGAAUUGGACACAGUACACCGGUAGAGCCAAAAACAUAUUUUUUAAAGGUUCAUCUUGACUUCUUUGUUUUUAUGCUCUAUGCCUCUAUUUAUAAAGCCUAGAGUUGGGAUUUUCUGGCCCCGUCGCGGUGGGACCCACCACGGGAGAUUCAGCGGCCCAGCCAAAAGUCUAAUAACUUUCGGCUGGGCCGGACAAUCCCAGCGGCUGGCGGGGGCAGAAAAUUCCACCCUAGGAUUCUGUAUGCCUUAUUAACUGCUUCCUUCUCCUGUCCUGCCACUUGCAAUGAUUUAUCCCUCUGUUUCUAUAUCCCUUUUUUAAUCCCUUCUAAAUCGUAUGCUUCAUAAUGUCAUCAGACAUGCACUAAUAUGAUCAAUUAAAAUGUUGUACUUGUGCAACAUUCAAGCUAUUUAAUUUGAUGUAAAAUGAAUGCACAUAACUGAAAACUGGGUGGAGUGGCAGAAUAUUGACCUGCCUACUGUGAAACUGUAUUGUGAUAUUAUACUGUACUCUUAUUCUAUAAAAACAGGCAUGUAAUGAACUAAAAUUGAUAUUGUUAAUAAAAACAAGUACAACACAGAAA
This is a messenger RNA of Carcharodon carcharias (great white shark), 2757 nucleotides long. RefSeq names its product lipoic acid synthetase (gene lias). The record is from RefSeq and is a predicted model, not a curated record. Gene Ontology annotation, biological process: lipoate biosynthetic process. Gene Ontology annotation, molecular function: 4 iron, 4 sulfur cluster binding; lipoate synthase activity. Bases 41 to 1171 code for a protein of 376 amino acids. Gene Ontology annotation, cellular component: mitochondrion. Lineage: Eukaryota; Metazoa; Chordata; Chondrichthyes; Lamniformes; Lamnidae. The transcript has 11 exons.